This is a messenger RNA of Ochotona curzoniae (black-lipped pika), 1927 nucleotides long. RefSeq names its product lysine acetyltransferase 8 (gene KAT8). The transcript has 9 exons. The coding region runs from base 929 to 1831 and encodes 300 amino acids. The record is from RefSeq and is a predicted model, not a curated record. Lineage: Eukaryota; Metazoa; Chordata; Mammalia; Lagomorpha; Ochotonidae. Gene Ontology annotation, molecular function: histone acetyltransferase activity. Gene Ontology annotation, biological process: regulation of DNA-templated transcription.
GGUAUAGGUCAUAGGCUUCCAUUGCCAGGCUGUAUGUGGUUCCUUCUUCGAAGUCUGUCUUAAGAACAGGAUGUGCUAUGUCGUGUGAUUUGGUCCCUUCUUUCCCAGGAAACCAGCUGAUAACCACAUUCCUCCUGACUUGGGGAAGGACAGUGUUUUCUGGUCAGCAAAAAUCCAGGCAGGCUUUCUGGGGGGGGUGGAGGGGUGGGGCCAGUGCUGGACUUGGAAGAACUGGAACCAGCACCAUAAAAAUGAUUACACACUGUCACUCACGGAGUCUUUCUGUCAUGGGACCCGCUUGACUCAUGCCCUGUGCCAGUUUGAGGAAGCAUUGUCUGGUGGCCAUAAGGAAAGGGCAUGGUCAAUGUGAAGGAACCAUGUGCAAAAAUACGAGGACCAGAAGAAGGGGUGUUAAUCACAGCCCGGGUUUGAGGGCUUGACCCUGGAGGCAGGCACGCUGAGGCCGAGUCAGUUGUCCAGACCUGUCAUGCUGAGAGACUAGUUAGAGAAUUCCAGGGUAUGAUCCCGGGAAUGUCAGGAAGAUGAGCUGCCAUCCAGCUUGUGAGACAUUGGCCACUGAUUGAAUGCCAGGCUGAGAAGGAGGAGUCCAAAGAGCAGGCCUGGUGGCAGGUCCUGGGCAGUUGGGCUCACGGAGACAUGGCCAGGAGGAAGGGCUUGUGAUGAUGACAGGGUCUUCGUGGGAAUCCCUGUGGAAGGGAGCCCUGGAAGCGAUCCUUGGACAGGCAGCACCUGGUACCCAGCCAAGAGAUGGGCACCGCAGUCAUGUUGAGUCUGGGAAAUGAGACCCAUCCUAUCAUCUCACCACUGGCAGCACUGGAUUGCCCCAAUGUACAGUUGAAGCUCUUCCUAACCCAGACUUCUGAUCCAAGCUUUGUUCGGUUGGCAAGAGCCGGAGACGUACGCAGAGAUGGACCCCACCACAGCAGCCUUGGAGAAGGAGCACGAGGCAAUCACCAAGGUGAAGUAUGUGGACAAGAUCCAUAUUGGAAACUACGAAAUUGAUGCCUGGUACUUCUCGCCAUUCCCGGAAGACUAUGGGAAGCAGCCAAAGCUGUGGCUCUGCGAGUACUGCCUCAAGUACAUGAAGUAUGAGAAGAGCUACCGCUUCCACCUGGGCCAGUGCCAGUGGCGGCAGCCCCCGGGGAAGGAGAUCUAUCGCAAGAGCAACAUCUCCGUGUACGAGGUGGACGGCAAAGACCACAAGAUUUACUGUCAGAACCUGUGCCUGUUGGCCAAGCUUUUCCUGGACCACAAGACACUGUACUUUGACGUGGAGCCCUUCGUCUUCUACAUCCUGACCGAGGUGGACAGGCAAGGGGCCCACAUUGUCGGCUACUUUUCUAAGGAGAAGGAGUCUCCAGAUGGAAACAACGUGGCCUGCAUCCUGACCCUGCCACCUUACCAGCGCCGCGGCUAUGGGAAGUUCCUUAUCGCGUUCAGUUACGAGCUCUCCAAGCUGGAAAGCACCGUGGGCUCCCCAGAGAAGCCGCUCUCUGACCUGGGCAAACUCAGCUACCGCAGCUACUGGUCAUGGGUCCUGCUGGAGAUUCUGCGUGACUUCCGGGGCACAUUGUCCAUCAAGGACCUCAGCCAGAUGACCAGUAUCACCCAGAACGACAUCAUCAGUACCCUGCAGUCCCUCAAUAUGGUCAAGUACUGGAAGGGCCAGCACGUGAUCUGUGUCACGCCCAAGCUGGUGGAGGAACACCUCAAAAGUGCCCAGUAUAAGAAACCUCCCAUCACAGUGGACUCCGUCUGCCUCAAGUGGGCGCCACCCAAACACAAGCAAGUCAAACUCUCCAAGAAGUGAGCAGCCUGUGCCCUGCCGCGGGCCCUGCGCCUCGGAACCCCUGUAAAUAUGUACAGCCCCGUCCAGGACUUUGUGAAUAAAGUGAAUUCUGCUGGA